AUGUCGUCGGAUAAAACCCCAGUUUACCAUGAAUUCGAGCUGGAGAUCCCCGACGAGUUCCCCGACGGCGACUGGGAAGCUUACCGUAAUUUAAUUAAUCACAUACGCGAGGUACUGGCGGUGAGGAGGGUGCACUCUAUUCCCAUGCUUGCUAACGAAGAAGACAGGCCCUCUACAUGGAUCGACAUCAAAUUGCGAACAUCAGAUGAUUAUGCUGUCUGGUUCAGGACGCGAGCCGACAACCUCUACCUCGUCGGCUACCGCCUCCACAACCAGCAGCAGUGGUUCGAGUUUUCCGACGAAAACGGAAGGGCUCAGAACCUAAUCGACGGAUCCACAAACCUAGGCUACAGCGGCAGCUACGACGCCUUGAUGGGCCGCCGUGCCGGUAACUGGGAGUGGGAACAGGUGAAUGUGGGUCUGUUUUCCCUUCGCCAGGCUGUAGAAAGUCUCCAAUACCCAAACCACCAGCAGAGGGCGCGGUCGCUGCAACUCGUGAUUAUGAUGAUCAAUGAAGCGAUUAGACUCAACGAUAUACGGGACUUCUUCACUGAGCAUACCGAGGAGAACGUAUUACCUAUUCAGUUUGUUGAUCAGAUGCGCGGCUGGGGAAACGUCUCUGCGCGGGUGAGAAACCUCGAUGAGAAUGCCGAUCCCAACAUGGAAUUAAUCAUUCCGGAAAAUAGUAUGGGUUUACGAACGAUUCUGCAGGCAAUUGCUCUGCUUGGCAUCAUAAAGGAUUGCCAUGUUCGUCACCUCCGUGGAAGUCGUAUGCUUCUCAGUUCUAUAGCAUACAGGAGUACUACUCCGCAAGGACAACAACUGGUGGAGCUGUUCUCAGUCACCCUCAACGGUACCAGCGGUGAGAUCUACCUAUACGGCACCAUCACCGUCACCGAUGGUUUGUUUUCCCAGUACAUUUACGAUCGGAACUGGCUCAAUCCUGAAGCCAUUUAUGCUAAUGACACUCUUUUGUUGAGCGGUCCGCCUCGAUCCAUCUCAGCCCUAGACAGCUUCACUAUCGAUGUGGAUCUCUCAGCUUCCAACGACGAAAUCAGCCACGGGCAAGGCUCGUGGAAUGUUUACUUGACGGCCACAAAUGAGUACGACAAGCCCUUAUCGACGGAUAUUGAAGGCAAGAAUGGUUCGGUGAGAUUGAGCUAUAUAGUUUUCAGUAAUGCUGUGCAAGCCACUGUGGAAGUCACGCUAAGAAAUGCGGAUGGAAAAAAUACUGCUGACGUUUUUGGAAUAAUUACAGCUCGCAGUGACAAAGUUUCCAAUGAAAGUAUGCUCUUUUGGAAGACGUCGAACGAGAACAAUUUACAAGUAAGCCUUAAUCAGCCCUUUUCCUUAUUGAGAUCUGCAGUAGCCGUGCCGCUAGACUCCUCGCUCAGAAUUAGGGCUCAAUUAUUUGAUCGUGAUAGACAGUCUAAUUCUAAUAAAGAGAUUGCUCAUGAUACUGUAGCGUUUCCUCCUAAUCUCUCAGGUGUCGUUUACAUUGAAUUCGAGCUGGAGAUCCCCGACGAGAUGCUUAACGGCGACUGGGAAGCUUACCGGGAUUCAAUCGACCGCAUACGCGAGGCGGUGGCGGCGAGGACGGUGCACUCCAUUCCCGUGCUUGCUAACGAAGAACGGACGCCCUCUGCAUGGAUCGACAUCAAUUUGCGACUAGCAGAUGAUUCACCUGGUUAUUCUGUCUGGUUCAGGACGCGAGCCGACAACCUUUACAAUACCUCCCGGCUUCUCCUCCUUGUCGAGUCCUAA
Molecule: messenger RNA, 1764 nt
Organism: Malania oleifera
Lineage: Eukaryota; Viridiplantae; Streptophyta; Magnoliopsida; Santalales; Ximeniaceae
Exons: 2
Coding region: 1-1764 (587 amino acids)
Biological process (GO): negative regulation of translation
Molecular function (GO): rRNA N-glycosylase activity
Source: RefSeq, a predicted model, not a curated record